Carlito syrichta (Philippine tarsier) is the source of this 1568-nucleotide messenger RNA. RefSeq names its product 7-alpha-hydroxycholest-4-en-3-one 12-alpha-hydroxylase (gene CYP8B1). The coding region runs from base 59 to 1564 and encodes 501 amino acids. Gene Ontology annotation, molecular function: iron ion binding; heme binding; sterol 12-alpha-hydroxylase activity. The record is from RefSeq and is a predicted model, not a curated record. NCBI's taxonomy places the organism in Eukaryota, Metazoa, Chordata, Mammalia, Primates, Tarsiidae. The transcript has a single exon.
UCUCUGGCAUUCAGAGAACUGUGCAUCUGUCCAGAGCUCAACCUGCAGAAGCAUAGCCAUGGUGCUCUGGGGUCCAGUGCUGGGAACUCUGCUGGUAGUUAUUGUGGGAUAUCUGUGCCUGCCAGGACUGCUACGACGACGCAAGCCCCAGGAGCCCCCUCUGGACAAGGGCACCAUGCCCUGGCUUGGCCACGCCAUGGCUUUCCGGAAGAAUAUGUUUGAAUUCCUGAAGUGCAUGCGGGACAAGCAUGGGGAUGUGUUCACAGUACAGCUUGGAGGCCAGUACUUCACCUUUGUCAUGGACCCCCUCUCCUUUGGCCCCAUCCUCAAGGAUGCACAGAGAAAGUUGGACUUUGUACAAUAUGCAAAAGAACUGGUGCUAAAGGUAUUUGGAUACCAGUCAGUGCAAGGGGACCACCAGAUGAUACACUCAGCCAGUACCAAGCAUCUGAUGGGGCAUGGCUUGGAGGAUCUUAAUGAGGUCAUGCUGGACAGCCUGUCCUUGAUAAUACUGGGGCCCCAAGGCCAAAGUCUGGGUGCCAGUUGCUGGCGUGAGGAUUGUCUUUUUCACUUCUGCUACAGCAUCUUGUUCAAGGCUGGCUACCUGAGCUUGUUCCGCUAUACGAAGGGCAAGGAGCAGGACCUGCUACAGGCAGAGGAGUUAUUUACGAAGUUCCGCAAGUUUGACCUUCUUUUCCCCAGGUUUGUCUACUCCCUGCUGGGGCCCCUGGAGUGGCUGGAAGUGGGCCGACUCCAGCGUCUCUUUCACAAGAUGCUCUCUGUGAAUGACAAUGAGGAGAAGGGUAACAUGAGCAACUGGCUGUGCUACAUGCUUCAGUUUCUGAGGGAGCAGGGAGUCUCCCCCGCUAUGCAGGAUAAAUUCAACUUCAUGAUGCUCUGGGCUUCCCAGGGGAACACUGGGCCUACCUCUUUCUGGGCUCUCUUGUUCCUCCUGAAGCAUCCAGAAGCCAUGCGAGCUGUGAGGGAAGAAGCCACCCAGGUCCUGGGUGAGGUCAGACUGCAGGCCAAUAAGUCCUUCGUCCUCAAACUCAGUGCCCUGCAACGCACCCCAGUGCUGGACAGUGUGAUGGAGGAGACCCUACGGCUGAGGGCUUCGCCCACCCUCCUAAGAGUGGUACACGAAGACUAUACCUUGAAGAUGGCCAGUGGACAAGAGUACCUGUUCCGCCAUGGAGACGUCGUGGCCCUCUUUCCCUACCUCUCAGUGCACAUGGACCCUGACAUCCACCCCGAACCCACGACCUUCAAGUACAACCGCUUCCUCAACCCUAACGGCAGCCGAAAAGUGGACUUCUACAAGGCAGGCAAGAAGAUCCACCACUACACCAUGCCUUGGGGGGCAGGCGUCUCCAUCUGCCCUGGGAGGUUCUUGGCACUCAGCGAGAUGAAGCUCUUUAUCCUGCUCAUGGUCACACAUUUUGACCUAGAGCUGGUGGACCCUGACACACCGAUUCCCCCUGUUGACCCCCAGCGCUGGGGUUUUGGCACCACACAACCCACCCAUGAUGUACGCUUCCGCUACCGCCUGCAUCCUGCAGAGUGAGCGA